UUACGACAAAACUUUUUUUCGAGUAAGAAAUUUUUUAAAAAUUUUUUAAAAUUAAAAUAAUUGCUUGCAAUAUGGCCAUACCUUUCUACGAGCCACGUCAGCAAGCAGCAAGUGAGUGCGAUCAAGUUGAUGGUCAUUUUCCGCCAGCGCCCAGCAGUCCAGCCAUACCAUUGCCGACGGCAAAUUUUCAAAGUGCUGCAAAUGCCAAUCAAACGCCGCCGGUCGCAAGGUCUUGCACCACAACAGCAAAUAUGUCUACAGCGACGGUUAGUUUAAGUGCAUCUACAGCUACACGAACUCCGUCUACAGUUUCAAGAACUUCUACAAUUACAACUGCUCAAGUUACAAAUUCCAGCAUAACAGCCAACACUUCUGGCUCAUCGACGCAUGUCUCAGCUGACCCUUCGAACUCCACAACCGCAUUUACAAUUCCUUCAGAUAAUCAUCCAAUUUCGGCCGCUUCCUUUUCGCCUAAUUCAGCCAACACGGAAACUACUCAAACUACAUUUUCGACUGCUGCAUCCUCAACGUCGCCGGAGCCUCUACCUUGGAAGCUACUUGCUGUAUCCAUGUGUAAAGCUUUAAAACAAUAUUAUGAACAAACAAAUUCACCAGAUGUAUUCACCACAGCCAUUAUUGAAAUAUUGCCAACUGGCUCACCAACGCAGUCCUCAGCCGCCGGCAAUUAGACAGUCGCUCUUAUUUUAUGAAGAAGUUACUAAAAUUUUUGGUUCCUGGUAAAAAGAAUGCAAAUAUAUUAGAGACGUCCAGUGUAGGAGUCAUAUGUGUUAAAGCUCCGAUAAAGCGCUAAUGUGAUUAUGAGCAACUCCGACGGUGUGAUGAAUUUCCAAAAUCUUUGUAAGGCCGACGGCAGAUGCAUACUUAACGGCGUUUGGCGACGGUAUUUUAAUGGAGAUGAAAAUUGUAUUGCAAUAAUGUGUGUGAGAGAUAAGCGUAAUUGUGAUAGCGUUUGUAAUUUAAGUCAACAAGUCAGUUUCAUAGAUUUAGCCCAAAAUAAG
Molecule: messenger RNA, 1019 nt
Organism: Ceratitis capitata (Mediterranean fruit fly)
Lineage: Eukaryota; Metazoa; Arthropoda; Insecta; Diptera; Tephritidae
Product: putative protein TPRXL
Exons: 1
Coding region: 72-689 (205 amino acids)
Source: RefSeq, a predicted model, not a curated record